This is a messenger RNA of Arabidopsis lyrata subsp. lyrata, 1403 nucleotides long. RefSeq names its product probable aldo-keto reductase 5. Lineage: Eukaryota; Viridiplantae; Streptophyta; Magnoliopsida; Brassicales; Brassicaceae. The transcript is spliced from 5 exons. Gene Ontology annotation, cellular component: cytoplasm. The record is from RefSeq and is a predicted model, not a curated record. The coding region runs from base 133 to 1170 and encodes 345 amino acids.
UGCACCAAUUAGACAAAAGCGACACGGCUUUUUCUUGUUCAUCAUCACACCAACCAAACUCCACUCAAAUUCACAGCUCUACCUAGACAAGUCAAUAGACAAAGAGAGAGAGAGAGUUGUGACAAGAGAUUCAUGGCGGAACCUUGCCGAGUGAGAAGGAUGAAGCUAGGAAGCCAAGGCCUUGAGGUAUCGGCGCAAGGCCUUGGUUGCAUGGGCCUCUCUGCUUUCUACGGUGCUCCCAAGCCGGAAACCGAAGCCAUCGCUCUCAUCCACCACGCUAUUCACUCCGGUGUCACUUUCCUUGAUACCUCUGACAUUUACGGUCCUGAAACCAACGAGGUUCUUCUCAGCAAGGCUCUGAAGGAUGGAGUGAGAGAAAAAGUGGAACUUGCCACCAAAUAUGGAAUCAGGUAUGCAGAGGGGAAAGUAGAGUUUAACGGAGAUCCUGCGUAUGUAAGAGCUGCGUGUGAGGCAAGUUUAAAGAGGCUAGAUGUUACCUGCAUUGAUCUCUAUUAUCAGCAUCGAAUUGAUACUCGUGUCCCUAUCGAAAUCACUAUAGGAGAGCUGAAGAAGCUAGUUGAAGAAGGUAAAAUAAAGUAUAUCGGUUUGUCAGAAGCUUCAGCUUCAACUAUUAGAAGAGCACAUGCUGUUCACCCGAUAACCGCUCUGCAAAUUGAAUGGUCCUUAUGGUCGAGAGAUGUGGAAGAAGAUAUCAUUCCAACUUGCAGGGAACUUGGAAUUGGAAUUGUUGCUUACAGUCCUCUGGGACGAGGUUUCUUUGCAUCAGGACCCAACCUUGUUGAGAACCUAGACAAUAAUGACGUCAGAAAGACUCUACCAAGAUUCCAACAGGAAAACUUAGUUCACAACAAGAUUCUCUUUGAGAAAGUUUCUGCAAUGUCGGAGAAGAAAGGGUGCACUCCCGCACAACUAGCCCUUGCAUGGGUUCAUCACCAGGGAGAUGAUGUUUGCCCCAUCCCAGGAACCACUAAGAUUGAAAACCUUAACCAGAACAUUGGAGCUUUAUCAGUGAAACUUACUCCCGAAGAGAUGUCUGAGCUCGAGUCCCUUGCCCAACCAGAGUCUGUGAAAGGAGAAAGAUCCAUUAGCAUCCUGACCACGUUCAAGAACUCUGAGACUCCACCAUUAUCUUCUUGGAAAGCCGCUUAAAAUUGUCCGAGUUUCUCUGGUUGUUGUGGGGUUCAUGACACUGAAGUGGUCUAACUUAUAUCAGCCAGAUCAAGGUAAUAAAUGUGUUAAUGCCUUGAAGAAUAAAUAAUUUAUAGAGUUCCCCAGGUGAAAACUUCAAUUUACAUUUCAUACAUUGUAACCAAACUCUAUAAACAAAUAUAUGUUCUGAUACAAACUUAAAUAACGUUUACACCAAAAAUCUUACCAAGCUA